Messenger RNA from Phytophthora infestans T30-4, 1581 nucleotides. RefSeq lists its product as uncharacterized. The transcript is spliced from 2 exons. Bases 322 to 1581 code for a protein of 419 amino acids. The record is from RefSeq and is a predicted model, not a curated record. Lineage: Eukaryota; Oomycota; Peronosporomycetes; Peronosporales; Peronosporaceae.
AUAUAAUCCAAUCCAUCCACUUGCUGUUCGCUUGCUGUUUGCGUUCGACCCGCCAAUCUCCGCGUCGUCUGACUUGGAGCUGCGUGCAGCUCAAAACUCGACCAGAGAGGAGGCACUGAGUUUUCUUCCUUCGCCACCCAGUGGGUGACCCACCCACUCGUGUACAAUUGGAAUCUCCCCGUGUUCGUCAAGGCAAUCACCUGCUGUGUCCUCUUCCAUCUACGCCGAACGAGACUUGUUGGCGCUUCAACACCGGUUGAACACGGCCAUUCGUCGUGACUUUCUCCACCCGCUUUUUAAAAAUCUGUACCCAACGACACCAUGUUUGCCAAGCCACGUGUGUACGUGGGAGACGAGGAACGCCGUCGGAAGCAGCGUGACCUCAAGCGUCGGUAUCGUGAGCGUCGUAAAGCCAUGCAGCAGCAGGUGACGCAGCUGGAGGCUCGAUACGAUGCGCUGCUGAACGCACAACAGCAAUCGGCCAUGACGUCGCGUCGGGUACCCUCGCCGCUUGAACAACAUUACGCGGCGGCCACGAACGAACUCAACUCGUUACGGCGACAGAUCGCUGUGACCAAGCAGAAAUUAGCCGAGUUCGACGGCUUCGCGUCGUCUUUGGAAGUGUAUCUGACCGACUUUGACGCCCCCUCCGUCAUCAUUUCGGCUUCGUUGGCUUCUGGCGCUGCGAAGAGCUCAUUGCUAAUGGCCCCGUCGCUUCCUGGUCCGACACCUGCAGAGCCCCACGCGCGCCUAACGGAGCAGGAAUGCCUGGAAAUGAUCAAGAAGUGCUAUUAUGAAAUCUUCGACCGGCGAUUCCGUGGCCAAUGUCUGAGCUCAGGUAUGCACAUGUUGGGCUGGGAGGAUCAGAUGUUCCUGGACGGUACAACACUGCAGUUCUCCAUGUCAAAGCAAGUGACGGGAAUGUCGGCCAACACGCUUAUGCAGAAGACGUGGGAUAUCGUGACUACAGAGCAACACAUGCGCACGAUUCAGUACUCAACACUCGGAGUCAAGGUUCUACAUAAAAUUAAUGAUGAUACGCUGGUUAUCCAGCGCUGUGUGCACCAUCCGCAACUCAAGACUGUCAACUGGAACAACAUGGUCAUGUUCCGCUUGCGCAGUCCUCGAGGGUAUGUGGUCGCAUACCAGACUAUCAACCACCCAGCCUACGCCGAGGGAUACACGGAGUAUUUCACGGGUCACGAGGACAUUGUGGCGGAGGAUCUGCAGCCGAAGUUCUCUCGCGUCAACACACUACAGUGGUUCCUCUUUGAGGAAGACGGCAACCUCGACUUUGACAUGGAUAGCGGAGGGUCUGACCUCGAGUUACUGGGCUCUAGUGAUAGUGAAGACUCGCCGAGUAUUAAGAAGGAGUCCCUACCGAGAGGCAGAAGAGGUCUGUUUGCACCAACCCAACCUUAUGCAGACUCCCAACGGCGUGUUUCAGGUGGCGUCAAAGUAUCAUUUGGGGGCAAAGUGGACAACCGAGACACGUCUUUUGCCCGAUUUUACAUGUUCGAGGUGCUCACGUACAUCAUUCGCUGGGAGAACGCGGUGGGCUCUGCUCGACUCACAUUUUAA